Molecule: messenger RNA, 1883 nt
Organism: Oxyura jamaicensis (ruddy duck)
Lineage: Eukaryota; Metazoa; Chordata; Aves; Anseriformes; Anatidae
Exons: 6
Coding region: 797-1480 (227 amino acids)
Source: RefSeq, a predicted model, not a curated record
CGUGGCCCGCGGUAGGGCGGUGCCGGCUAUGAAUGGGCGGGCGGCGAUGGGCGUGGCCAGAAAAGGGCGUGGCUCACAGUGGGCGUGGCGGUGGGCGUGGCCCCGCGGUGGCGCGCUCCCCGUGGUGCCCCAGGGGGUUGCGCCCCGCCGCCGGAGCCCUGUCCCCUGGGCACCCCCCGUGCUCCCCGCCCCGGCACCCUUGGGUGCCUUCGUCCCGGCCGCGUGCGUGGCCGUGCCCGGUGCCUGCGGACGCCUCCGAGCGGGCUCGAUCCUGAGCCCGACAAGAAGGAAGCGGCUCCGUGCGGCUGUGACACGCUCUGGGGAAGUGAUGCCUGCGCAGACGGCCCGGGAGACAAGUCCUUGGGCUGGAGCACGCCCUUCCUGAGCGCCGCCUGCUCUCUCGGCCAGUUACUCGUCCGCAGGCAGAGCAGGCUGUUGUCUCCCCGGAGCCUUGGUGCCGCGGGCACCAAGCAUCACUCCUGUCUCGGGGCGCAGGGACGGCCCCAGGCAGCCCAGCUGCUUCCCCGGGCUUUUUCCCAUCGGAACCGUCCCCUCACCAGGCAGAGGAUCUCUGCUCCGGUGCCGGUGGAGGUCUGCUGGGCAUCACACCCAUCCCUGGGAGCAUCAGGGCUGGGUGGAAACCCCUCCUUCCCUGGCAGCACCCAGGGAAUAAAAGCACCCACCUGGCCCCUCUGCCUCUAUCCGGCAAAGGGAGUGCAGAAACCACAGCACGAGGGCUGUGGGGAACGCUUGGAGCUGGGCCUGCGGGGGGACAUAGGCUCUUGCCUGCCUGGACAUGGCUGGGCACAGAGGAGGGCUGCCCCUGCCCCUGCUGCUGCUGAGCCUCGCCGUGCCUGAGCUGGCUCUGGAGACCACGGCGCUGCUGCCCACCACUGCCUCCACCAGCACAGCCUCCAGCCCUGAAACAGGAAUCUCCACUCCAGAGACACCCAGCACACCCCCGGGGAGCAGCAGUCCCUCUCUUCCCACCACAGCCCUGCACACAGCUGCACCAGCCGAGUCCUCUACGGCCCCUCUGGACACCGCAGCCCCCUCCCACACCAGCAUAGGGGUGCCCGGGAGCACCCCAGCUCCCAGCCAGCUGCUGGGGACCACAAAUGGGACCAGCCCUGGUACCUCCACCCUGGCCACGGGGACAUCCCCGGACACCCAGGUGUCAUUCCAGAGCCCUGGUGCCACCACGGGCACGGAGCCCUCCUCCCCUGCCACCAACUCAACCCAGAGCCCAAACAACACCUCCAGCACCUCCACGGCCCUGCCGACGGCACAGCCCGCCUGUCCGGGCAUUGUGAGCCCACGUGGGGAGUCCCACAUCUUCCUGUCGAUGCGUCUGGCCAGCCCCCUGGACCUCGGGAACACAACGGUGCAGAAGCUGAUCGUGUCUGAGCUCCAACACAGGCUGCAGGACAGGUUCCCGCACGCCAACUUCACGAUGCACUGGAGAGGGAAGAGACCCUGAGCGCUGCCCCACGCUGCAGCCCCCCAGCCACCUGUGGUGCUGAUGAAGACGAGGAAGGAGCCCCUGCAGCCCAUUGUCAGCCCCUGUGUGCUCUGAAAUAAGCAGAUUUCAGGACCUGGCUGGCUGUGGGGGCACAGCUGGGGGGGUCCCACGUUGGUGCCCCCCCCCCCCCCCAGCUGCUGGGGCAGCCGCGUGCACCGUGGGGCCGUGGAAAUCCCGUGGGCUGAAAUCCUUCCCUGUUUUUUUCCAGUCCCUGGCUAAAGGAGAAGGCCGCAGCGUCUAUCCCCCUGCAGCAAAGUCACUUAUUAACUGAUUAAUUAGCCAGAUAAAAUCAGGCCGAAGCAGUUAUUACCCUAAGCAAGUCACCUCGCGGAGAGAUUAAAAAGUGAAAUAAUUACCAAAA